UAAACUUCCGGUUAAAAAUCUUCUUCUCGCACAUUCGAUGAAAAUUCCUAUUUGAUAUCCAACAUCAUCGCCGGUGUAAUUAGGAAAUAUUAAUCAUGAGCGGCUCGUUAGCGUUUGAUGAAUAUGGAAGACCUUUUAUUAUCAUCAGGGACCAAGAAAGGAAGUCACGAUUGACAGGAAUCGAGGCCCACAAAUCCCAUAUUCUGGCAGCCAAGUCAGUUGCAGGAGUCUUGAGAACGUCCCUUGGUCCUAAAGGCUUAGACAAGCUUUUGGUUAGUCCUGAUGGUGAUAUUACAGUGACUAAUGAUGGUGCUACCAUUCUGAAACAGAUGGAUGUACAGCAUCAGAUUGCAAAGCUGAUGGUCCAACUGUCACAAUCACAAGAUGACGAAAUUGGAGAUGGAACUACAGGGGUAGUAGUUUUGGCUGGAGCACUUCUAGAACAAGCAGAGAAGCUUCUAGAUAGAGGAGUUCAUCCAAUACGUGUAGCUGAUGGAUAUGAAAUGGCUGCUAAAGUAGCAUGUGAACACCUAGAAAAAAUCAGUGAAGAAUUCACAGUUAGUCCAAAAGACAAAGAAGAUCUGGUCCGUUUAGCAAUGACUACCCUAGGUUCAAAAAUAGUUAACAGAUGUCAUAGACAAAUGGCAGAGAUAGCUGUAGAUGCAAUCAUGUCAGUAGCUGACUUUGAGAGGAAAGAUGUAGAUUUUGAGCUUAUUAAAGUUGAGGGUAAAGUUGGAGGGAAAAUGGAGGAUACAAUGCUCAUCAAGGGUGUUAUUGUAGACAAAGAUAUGAGUCAUCCACAGAUGCCUAAAAACAUCAAGGAUGCUAAGAUAGCUAUUCUGACAUGCCCCUUUGAACCACCAAAGCCCAAAACCAAACAUGGCCUUGAGGUGAAAUCUGUUGAGGAUUAUAGAAAGCUGAAGCAAUAUGAACUGGAGAAGUUUGAAUCUAUGGUUCAGCAGGUAAAAGAUACGGGUGCUAAUUUGGUCAUCUGUCAGUGGGGAUUUGAUGAUGAAGCAAACCACCUGUUACUACAGAGGAGUCUGCCUGCUGUACGAUGGGUGGGAGGACCGGAAAUAGAGUUAAUAGCAAUAGCAACUGGAGGCAGAAUUGUACCCAGGUUUGAGGAACUCACAAAAGAGAAACUAGGAAAAGCAGGAACUGUAAGGGAACUGUCCUUUGGUACAACUAAAGAUAGAAUGUUAGUGAUAGAGGAUUGCAAUAACUCACGAGCAGUCACCAUAUUUAUAAGGGGAGGUAACAAAAUGAUUAUUGAAGAGGGCAAGAGAAGUAUUCAUGAUGCCCUGUGUGUGAUCAGGAAUCUGGUUAAGGACAACAGGAUUGUGUACGGAGGUGGUGCUCCAGAAAUCUCGUGUUCCGUGGCUGUGGCUGAGGCCGCCAAAAAGAUAUCUACUCUAGAACAGUAUGCAAUGAAAUCCUUUGCAGAAGCAUUAGAAAGUAUACCUCUAGCUUUAGCAGAAAACUCGGGAUUUGCCCCCAUCCACACAUUAGCUGAAAUUAAAUCUAGACAGGUUAAGGAGAAUAAUCCCAGGCUAGGAAUAGAUUGUCUCAAUAAGGGGACUAAUGACAUGAAGGCCCAAUCUGUGAUAGAGACCCUGUCAUCAAAGAGAGCCCAGAUUCUGUUAGCUGUACAACUGACAAAGAUGAUCUUAAAAAUUGAUGAUGUCAGAGGAAGUGCAGAUCAGAUGUGAGAUGUGGUCUAGCUGUAAAUAUGGAAACAGUAUGCAAAUAUAAAAGACAUAUAAAUUAUUAAGUGACCAGGACUUUAUUGUGUUUGAACAUUGGUGACUGUUGUGAAUGGUUUUCAUAUGUUAUAUAACUGAAUUCCAUACCAUUUCCCAGCAAUUUAGUACUAGUGUGAAUGACUCACUUGUACAUUGUCAAAUUUAAGUGAUAGUGUACUUGGUGAAGUAUGAAUGACUUUUUAUACAGUAAGAUAUUAUAUAUCUAAAUGGAUCAGACUGCUUGAACAAAUUAAAAUGUGAUGAAAUUA
Messenger RNA from Saccostrea echinata, 2014 nucleotides. Its product is annotated as T-complex protein 1 subunit epsilon-like. Bases 96 to 1712 code for a protein of 538 amino acids. Gene Ontology annotation, cellular component: chaperonin-containing T-complex. Gene Ontology annotation, biological process: protein folding. The record is from RefSeq and is a predicted model, not a curated record. Lineage: Eukaryota; Metazoa; Mollusca; Bivalvia; Ostreida; Ostreidae. The transcript is spliced from 12 exons. Gene Ontology annotation, molecular function: ATP-dependent protein folding chaperone; ATP binding; ATP hydrolysis activity.